AUGGCGCCCCGAUCUCGAGCCAACGCCGCGGACACUGACGCGUCUAUGUCUGACGCGCCCGAACACCGCCAAGCAGAAGAGAUGGAAGUCGAUGAAACCCCAGACUACACUGACUCCGACACGAACCCCAACACCACGGCUAGCAGUGUUGCAGGAGAGCCCCUUGGAGAUGGCCGCAAGCGCCGCACUGAGGUGAACCAAUUGCGCCGAAGUAUCUUUGGCAAGAAGCAUGAUCGCCUUGGCGAAUCCAAGGAGGAUGACACUAUCCGUCGAUUUCGCUACCUGCUAGGCCUCACCGACCUGUUUCGACACUUUAUCGAGACGAACCCCGAUCCUAAGAUCCGCGACAUCAUGACCGAAAUCGACCGUCAGAAUGAAGAAGCCGCUCGAGGCAAGAAGGGUGCCGGAAGGCAAGGCGGUGCCACUAGCGAGCGUCGUCGACGGACCGAGGCCGAGGAAGAUGCUGAGCUUCUCAAGGAUGAGAAGCAUGGCGGUUCGGCGGAGACUGUCUUCCGAGAGUCACCCACAUUCAUCCAGGGCACCAUGCGCGACUACCAGGUAGCUGGUCUCAAUUGGUUGAUUUCUCUCCAUGAGAAUGGUAUCUCAGGCAUUCUCGCCGAUGAGAUGGGUCUCGGAAAGACGCUCCAAACCAUUUCCUUCCUUGGCUACCUGCGGCACAUCGUUGACAUCACCGGCCCACACCUGGUCAUCGUACCAAAGUCCACCCUUGACAACUGGAAGCGAGAGUUUGCCAGGUGGACACCAGAGGUCAAUGUCUUGGUGCUUCAGGGUGCUAAGGAGGAGCGCAAUACCCUUAUAAAUGAACGACUCGUUGAUGAGAAGUUUGAUGUCUGCAUCACUAGUUAUGAGAUGAUUCUCCGUGAGAAGGCGCAUUUGAAGAAAUUUGCUUGGGAGUACAUCAUUAUUGAUGAGGCCCACCGAAUCAAGAACGAGGAGUCCUCCCUGUCGCAAGUUAUCCGACUCUUUUCUUCCCGAAACCGACUCCUCAUUACCGGCACGCCACUGCAAAACAACCUGCACGAGCUGUGGGCCCUCCUCAACUUCCUCCUCCCCGAUGUCUUUGGCGAUUCAGAGGCAUUCGAUCAGUGGUUCUCGGGCCAAGACCGUGAUCAGGAUACUGUUGUGCAGCAACUCCACCGAGUUCUGCGACCUUUCUUGCUCCGUCGUGUGAAGAGCGACGUGGAGAAGAGUUUGCUACCGAAAAAAGAAGUCAACGUUUAUCUGGGCAUGUCUGACAUGCAGAUCAAAUGGUACCAGAAAAUCCUUGAAAAGGAUAUCGACGCCGUCAACGGAGCUGGUGGCAAGCGAGAGUCCAAGACUCGACUUCUUAACAUUGUUAUGCAACUUCGAAAGUGCUGUAACCACCCGUAUCUGUUUGAAGGAGCCGAGCCGGGUCCGCCUUACACGACUGAUGAGCAUCUCGUCUACAACGCGGGGAAGAUGGCUGUCCUUGACAAGCUCCUCAACCGAUUGCAGAAACAGGGCAGCAGAGUUCUCAUCUUCUCUCAAAUGAGUCGUCUGCUUGACAUUCUCGAGGAUUACUGUGUCUUCCGGGAAUACAAGUAUUGCCGUAUCGACGGUGGAACUGCACACGAGGAUCGCAUUGCAGCCAUUGACGAGUACAACAAACCUGGUUCAGAGAAGUUCGUCUUCUUGUUAACCACCAGGGCCGGUGGUUUGGGAAUCAACCUUACCACUGCAGACAUUGUCAUUCUCUACGACAGUGACUGGAACCCCCAGGCGGAUCUUCAAGCUAUGGACCGAGCCCAUCGUAUCGGUCAGACGAAGCAAGUUGUCGUUUACAGAUUUGUUACCGACAAUGCUAUCGAAGAAAAGGUUCUCGAACGAGCCGCUCAAAAGCUCCGACUUGACCAGCUUGUUAUCCAGCAGGGCCGUGCUCAAACCGCUGCUAAGGCGGCUGCGAACAAGGGUGAACUUCUGUCCAUGAUCCAGCAUGGUGCCGAGAAGGUCUUCCAGUCAAAAAGACCCACCGGCGACAUGGCCUCAAAGGGCGCUGAAAUCGAUGAUGACGACAUUGACGAUAUUCUGUCUCGGGGUGAGAACCGAACCAAGGAGCUGAAUGCCAAGUACGAAAAGCUGGGCAUCGAUGACUUGCAAAAGUUUACUUCAGAGUCAGCUUACGAAUGGAACGGAGAGAACUUUGCAAAAGAGAAGAAAAACAUCAACAUGACUUGGAUUAACCCUGCUAAGCGAGAACGCAAGGAGCAGUCGUACUCUAUGGAUAAGUACUUCAGACAGACGAUGUACCCCAACCCAAAGGCGGACGCCAAACCCAAGGCUCCUCGGGCUCCCAAGCAGGUGCCAGUUCAUGAUUACCAAUUCUACCCAUCACGCCUGCGUGAUCUCCAGGACAGGGAGACUGCAUUCUAUCGGAAGGAGAUUGGGUAUAAGGUUCCCCUGCCAGAUGGCGAGGAAGACACCUUGUCUGACCGGGAGGCCGAGAGAGCCCUCGACCAGCAAGAGAUCGAUGAUGCCACUGCCUUGAAUGAUGAAGAGCGCGAAGAGAAGGACAAACUCUCUAACCAAGGAUUUGGUGACUGGAAUAAACGAGACUUCCAGCAGUUUGUCAAUGGGUCUGGAAAGUACGGCCGUUCGGAUUUUGAGGGAAUUUCCAACGAGAUUGAUAGCAAGGCUCCUGCGGAAAUUAAGGCUUACGCAAAGGUCUUCUGGCAGCGCUUCACGGAGAUCUCGGAUUAUUCCAAGUACAUCAAGACCAUCGAGGAUGGCGAGGAGCGGACCCGACGCAUCGAACACCAGCGAAAGCUCCUUAGGAAGAAGAUGCAGCAGUAUCGCGUCCCCCUACAGCAGCUCAAAAUCAACUACUCAGUGUCUACGACCAACAAGAAGGUCUAUACUGAAGAAGAGGACCGAUUCUUGCUGGUCAUGCUGGACCGAUAUGGCAUCGACUCGGAGAAUCUUUACGAAAAGAUGCGUGACGAUAUCCGCAAGUCACCUCUUUUCCGUUUCGACUGGUUCUUCCUGAGCCGCACCCCUAUUGAGCUGUCUCGCCGCUGCAACACCUUGAUCACAACUAUCGUAAAGGAGUUCGAGGAUGUUCCAGGUCGUGGGGCGAAUGGAGUGAACGGCAAGGCCAAGAGAGAGCCUGACGACGAGAACGACGAGGACAGCAUCUUGGGCAUGGCUCCUGCUAAGAAGAAGGCCAAGAAUGGCGUCAAGAAUAAGGCACUGGAUAAUGUUAAGUCUGUCAAGUCGAGUAAAGCCAGUUCGGCCACGCCGUCUCGAGCAUCAAGUGUGGCAUCAACAAACUCCAACGCUGGCGGCUCGAUCAGAGGCAAGAAGGGCAGGAAGAAGUAA
Molecule: messenger RNA, 3357 nt
Organism: Ilyonectria robusta
Lineage: Eukaryota; Fungi; Ascomycota; Sordariomycetes; Hypocreales; Nectriaceae
Product: SNF2 family N-terminal domain-containing protein
Exons: 5
Coding region: 1-3357 (1118 amino acids)
Biological process (GO): regulation of transcription by RNA polymerase II; nucleosome organization
Cellular component (GO): chromatin; nucleus
Molecular function (GO): ATP hydrolysis activity; histone binding; ATP-dependent chromatin remodeler activity
Source: RefSeq, a predicted model, not a curated record